This is a messenger RNA of Danaus chrysippus (African queen), 1941 nucleotides long. The record is from the annotation of a GenBank genome assembly. Lineage: Eukaryota; Metazoa; Arthropoda; Insecta; Lepidoptera; Nymphalidae.
AUGGGUGAUUCUGACUUAACUUAUGGAUCAUCCCUCAAUGUAGAUUCUAUAAAGGUGAUAUCUGAAAGCGUUGGCAUAGCAAAUCUUGGGGAUGAUGCUGCUAAGGAACUAGCAGAUGAUGUCUCCUUUAGAUUAAAAGUAAUUGUUCAAGAUGCUAUGAAAUUUAUGCAUCACUCAAAAAGACAAAAACUUUCUAUUACAGAUAUAGAUAAUGCUUUAAAAAUAAAAAACACUGAAGCCCAGUAUGGUUUUGUGCAGCCUGACUCAUUGCCGUUCAGGUUUGCCUCGGGUGGUGGUAGAGAGCUGCAUUUUAUAGAGGAGAAAGAAAUUGAUUUAUCAGAAAUACUGUCAGCCCCACCACCAAAAGUGCCUCUUGAUGUCUCUUUGAGAGCACAUUGGCUUAGCGUUGAUGGAGUUCAGCCAACUGUUCCCGAGAAUCCUCCACCAUUGUCCAAAGAGGCACAAAAAUUGGAGUCGGUUGAUCCUGUUUCUAAAUUAAGCAAACCUGCCAAUAAAGAUUCAGCAGGAAAACCAGUUAGUGGUAAAGCAGCUAGGCUUAAAGCCUCAGAAUCUGUCCAUGUUAAACAACUUGCAACACAUGAGCUUAGUGUGGAACAACAGUUAUAUUAUAAGGAAAUCACAGAAGCGGGUGUUGGCAGUGAUGAGGGACGGAGAGCUGAAGCCCUGCAGUCACUGGCAUGUGAUCCUGGCUUACAUGAGAUGUUGCCAAGGAUGUGUACAUUUAUAUCAGAGGGAGUAAAAGUCAAUGUUGUCCAGAAUAACCUGGCUCUACUUAUUUAUUUGAUGAGAAUGGUGAAAGCAAUGUUGGACAAUCAAUCACUUUAUUUAGAAAAAUAUCUUCAUGAAUUGAUUCCAUCAGUCUCAACGUGUAUAGUGUCCCGACAGCUGUGCACGCGGCCAGAAGUUGACAACCACUGGGCGCUCCGGGACUUCGCCGCUCGACUGAUGGCACAGUUGUGCAAAACAUUUAAUACCUCUACUAAUAAUUUACAAACAAGAGUUACAAGGUUGUUUGCAAAAGCCCUGCAAUGUCCAUCACAAACAAACAACGAAAGCGGACCGUCAAUGGUCGCUUCUAUGAAGGAAUCUGAGAAGACUCCAUUAGCCUCCCUGUAUGGAGCAGUUCAAGGUUUAGCCGAGUUGGGUCCUGAGGUGGUGAAGGUGUUUAUCCUGCCUCGUGUAAGAUGGUUGGGCGAGCGUGUUGAGGGUGCACUAGGUGGCGCUGCGGGCGCUGAUCGUGUAGCGGCCAGUAACCUUAAACACCAGUUACUCAAGGUGUUGGCUCCAGUAGUGCGACAGCUUCGUCAACCGCCCGACCUUCCUGAUGACUACAAACGCGAGUACGGCUACCUGGGUCCUAGUCUGCAGCAGGCUGUGAGCAAGUUACGCACGUCUCCGACAGGUGGCGGCGGUGGUGGCGCGGUGGCCGUGUUGCCGUGCACCCCGCCGCUACUACCACACCCGCCAUCACCCGCGCCACACGCAAAGUCCAUUGAGUCAAUAUCGACCCGUAACGUAGUGAUAACAUCGGGCGCCCCCUCCCCCGCGCCCUCAACACCUCCGCCGCAGAAAUUCGUCAUUGUAGCCUCGCAACAGAAGACGCAACAGAACCAGCCAGCCAGUGGGUCGGGUCACAUAGUAGUUCACAGCUCGCAGCCUACAAUCGUCCGCAGUCAAAAUGUACAGUCGGUGGUGGUGACGAGCGGGCCGGCCGGAGCUCAGCCGCCGCAGAAGCUGGUGGUGGUGGGGGUCAACCCUCUGCACGCGGCACACUCACAACACUCACCGCUGCAGGCCACCACCACGGGCUCGAGCGUCAGUCAGGCGCCGGUGUCAGUGGUCGCCAAGCCGGUGUUCGCGCGCGGCGGCUCGGCCCCGCAGCCCCCGCCGGAGCUGGACGACCUGUCGCACCUCGCUUGA